AAUGAGUGGAUACAGAGCUUUAGUUCAGAUCAGAAAAAAUCAAAUUUAAAUACUCAAAGCUGAAGAAAUACAAAUUUAGUUGAAAUUCGAGUUUCGGAAGCAAGAUACAUACGUUGCCUAAUUUUUGUUAUGAAAUUGUAAAAAAAAAGUUAACUGUUGGAGAGAGAAUAUUUAACUUGUCAAAUAUGACAGAAAUUGCUGUUUUAAAAAAAGGUCCAUCUUUUGGAGCAAGACAUGUGCAAACAUUAUUACUCUUCCUCGCCAUUGCAAUAAGUUUUUGUGAAAGGCUCAAUGUAUCAGUAUCACUAGUUGCUAUGACCAAUGCCAACAGCACCAAUAUUGAAUUUCGUGAAUUCGAUUGGGAUGAAAAACAAAGAUCUUACAUCUUAAGUUCCUUUUACUGGGGAUACGUUCUAACUCAACUUCCAGCUGGAUAUUUGGCACAAAGGAUUGGUGUCAAACUUAUGAUGUUUCUAUCAGUUCUUUGUUGCAGUAUUUGUACGUUUAUUAUUCCAUUUUGUGUGAACUGGGGUGGUUGGCAAAUUUACUGCUUCAUUCGAAUUAUACAGGGUCUUUCUCAAGGAUUCCUCUUUCCUCUGGUACAUGCUCACUUAGCUACAUGGGCACCGACCGAAGAAAUCACUCGACUUGGGGGCCUAAGUCACACCGGUGUUGAAUUUGGCAUAAUCUUUGCCAUGGGUUUGUCUGGAUUUAUAGCCGGUUCUAGUCUUGGAUGGCCAGGAAAUUUCUAUGUCUUUGGUUUAAUUGGUGUGUUAUUUUGUCUGAUCUGGAUGAUAUUAGCUGAAAAUAGUCCAAGUCGAUCGAAAUCAAUAAAUUUGGAGGAGAAGGAUUACAUUCUUCGAUCACAGUCAAAAGCAAGUGAUUCUCAAACGGCAAGAAUUCCCGUUCCAUGGCGGAAAAUUUUAACCUCAAUUCCAUUUUUGUCUUUAACAUUUAUGGCAAUGUGUGGAUUGUGGGGUGUUGCAACUAUGCAAGCAUACAUUCCACCUUACAUGCAUGGAAUCCUUAAAAUGAAUAUUAAGAAAAAUGCAUUAUUUUCAACACUUCCCUUUGUGGCAAUGUUGAUUUGUGCCUUGAUAUUCUGUUGGUUAGCUGAUUUGCUUUUAAUGAAUCGUUUGGUAACGUUGGGUGUUAUAAGGAAAGGAGCGAAUACAAUUUCUAUGUGGAUACCAGCUGCGAUAUUCCUUGCAAUUGGAUAUCUCGAUGAGAACCAAUCAACUUUGGCUUUGAUUUUGAUAAUUUUGAAUGUUGGAAUUAAUGCUGGCCAUACAGUUGGUGGCUUGUUGAAUAUUAUUGAUUUGUCACCUAAUCAUGCUGGAGUUUUGAUGGGAAUUCUUAAUGCAGUUUGUAAUCUUGUUCCAAUUGUUGCACCAUUGGUAAAUGGAAGGAUUUUAAGUGAUGAAACAAAUCGUAGCCAAUGGCAAAUAGUAUUUCUUAUAACAGCGACAAUAUUCUUUGUAGGGAAUUUGCAAUUCCUUUUCUUUGGAUCAACAGAUGUACAAAUUUGGAAUGAUGAAGAUUAUUUAAAAAAACAAGAUACAGAAAGAGGAAAUAAGGCUGAUAUACAGAAAACAAUUGAUGAUGACCAAAGAGAGAGAAAAGAGUGUUAUGUUAAUAGAAGCUACGAAUAGAAUUUUGAGUUAUAGUAAAAUUAAAUUUUUUUUUAAAUCUUCGUAUUAUUUAUUAUUUUAUGUAUGUAUUUUGAAUAAAACUUUUCUAUGAAAAAAAUCAUAAUUAUUAAAAAUUUUAAAAAAUCCUAAGUUUAUGAUAUGUAAAUAAAUUUGCUGUUUGUUAUAUUAGUGGAGUAACUAAAGCUAAAAAAAUU
Episyrphus balteatus (marmalade hoverfly) is the source of this 1846-nucleotide messenger RNA. Its product is annotated as putative inorganic phosphate cotransporter. Lineage: Eukaryota; Metazoa; Arthropoda; Insecta; Diptera; Syrphidae. The coding region runs from base 186 to 1652 and encodes 488 amino acids. Gene Ontology annotation, cellular component: plasma membrane. Gene Ontology annotation, biological process: monoatomic anion transport; transmembrane transport. The transcript has 4 exons. Gene Ontology annotation, molecular function: transmembrane transporter activity. The record is from RefSeq and is a predicted model, not a curated record.